Closterium sp. NIES-67 is the source of this 1680-nucleotide messenger RNA. The record is from the annotation of a GenBank genome assembly. Lineage: Eukaryota; Viridiplantae; Streptophyta; Zygnematophyceae; Desmidiales; Closteriaceae.
GAGUCCGCCUGCAUCGCGGAUCUGGGUUGGCUCCCUGGUGCUUCGAACACAUCCCAGGCGCGGUGCCUAGAUAAUUCGCCUGGUCAGCUUGUCUCCAUCGACGAAGUUGCUCUUAUCGACGAGAAUCUUAUCCUCGCUAGAUCCUCCCUGUACGCUCUUCCGUGGUGUACUGCCGCGUCACCGAGUUACCUGAGUAGGCCGCACCGCAUGUGGUAGAGCCUGUUUUGAAAAGUGGCUUACACCGCUGAUCUGGAAGAGUAUUUUUUAGGCGCCUCAAAGGUAGACCACAUGUGGGAGCGGCUUUACCGCUGAUCUGGAAGACUCGGAGGUCAGCUGGCGAGAAACAGGAGCGGAGACGAAGGGUGGCUCGGGAGUCGGGACCUUCCCUGUAGAAUACGCUUUGAGUGGAUCUAGGUGUAUUUUGAGUCGACUCAAAACACGCCCAGGGGUCAGCUCGCGAGAAACAGGAGCAGAAGCGAAGGGUGGCUCGGGACCUUUCCUGUAGAAUACGCUUCCAGUGGAUCUAGGAGACCUCGGCAAGUUAGUCGGCCGGUUACUUGGAAGUUAGUCGCUCUAGGAGAACUUGGCAAGUUAGCCGGCAGGUUAGUCGGCCGGCGAUGGCCGAUCCACAGGGCGGCAGCACGUCUGGCCGGCUGAAGCUGUUCACGCGACGGCCGAAGAAGUCACGAGAAGCGGCAGGAGGCGGACUCCCCCAGCAGCCCCCCCCACAGUCCGCUCCUCGGGGCCUGUUGUCCCUCUUCAACUUCCCUGCAGCGCCACCAGCCGGCCUUCCCCCUGGGUCUUCAGGGAUCCCCCACGGGUCGUCAGUGGCGGCUCCUCGCCCUCCUUUUCUCUAUCGCAUGCGAGGCGCCUUUGGGUUUCUUCUCGCACUCAACCUAGUGCUGGGAGGCUACAUGUUGUUUCGGGGAAAGGCCCUACUGAAGGACGCAGCACGAAUGCCGGACACAGCUGAUCCUGACGACGAGAAACGGCGCGGGAAAGCCUCAACCGGAGAGCCUAAAAGGGACGAAGCACCUAACUCCGCAGAAACGCCAGCUGCUGCUGCUGCUGCCGCUGCUGCUGCUGCUGGCACUGCCGGUAGUGCUACUGCUGCUCCUGCUACUGCUGAAAGUGCUGGAGAAGCUUCCCAUGCAGCUUCCUCUUCCAGCCCUCACAGGACGACGUCUGAGAUGCAGUCAUGGGACAUGGAGGCGAUGGUCGGGCCGGCAGGUGUGACUAUAACGGGGGAAGGUGCUGCUGAUGGUGCUGCAGGGGAAGGGCCUGGGGUGUCUGGGUUGGCUUAUACGGGCGGGCAGGUGUCGAAAAUUGAUCUCGAUGGGCAGCUGGAAGUUUUGAAGUGGAUUUUGGAGGCGAAGAGGCGGGAGCAGCAUGGGGCGAGCCGGGAGGAGAGGAGGAGGAUAGACGAGCAGAAGAGGUUGCUGAAGGACUAUAUCAAAGCCAAGAAGCACUUGCCACUCAAAGAUUUGUGAGGAUUCUAUGGUAGCAGUAGGUAGGCACAAAGUAGGAGAAGGAAGGACUAAAUCAAAGCCAAGAAGCAUUUGCCGCUCAAAGAUUCGUAAGAAAGGGUUCUAUAACAGCGAUAGGUACGCACUGCAGGCUGUUUUGGGGGCAUCUGAAUGAAAUAUACCUAUGUUCUAGCCAGGCCCUCAGAAGUCAGUC